This is a messenger RNA of Notechis scutatus (mainland tiger snake), 5195 nucleotides long. Lineage: Eukaryota; Metazoa; Chordata; Lepidosauria; Squamata; Elapidae. The record is from RefSeq and is a predicted model, not a curated record.
CCGCCCUGCCGCCGCCGGCGUCGCCAUGGACCCGUCGGGCUCGACUUGCUCGAUGGCCGACACGCCUCGCCUGCUGGUGGAGGACUCGCAGCCGGAGCCGGAGCCGGAGCGGGGCGGAGAGGCGCUGAGCCCGGUCCUGGAGCCGCCGCCGCCGCCGCGCUCGCUGGUGUGCCCGGAGGCCGGCGAAGUUCCACCUGCAGACCAAGAUAAAGCCGGCUGUCGUAUAGUAAGGAAACCCAGCAGUGAUUCUUCUGAAGGUUCAAGCUCCGUGUCCAGCCAUGUCCCUGGAAUAAUGCAGCCCCAUAAAGAAACUCCCGAGAGCCCAGUGUCUGCCUGCCUCCUCCUGGAGAGGACACCGCCAGUGAAGAACCCUCAUCCUUGGCCAUUGGAGGAGGUUGAGCCUGUCUCUUCUACGCAGGAGGACAUGUUUGGCCAGAAUAGCUCAACAGCUCCAGGCAGACUGGAAGAGGCCAGUUCCCCAUCAUCCACUCCAGCUGAUCCUCUGCGCGUCCUUCAGCUCUCUGGACAAGGGCCUCUCUCCAAUUGUGCUUCAGGUCUUGCUAGAACAACUUCUGAUGUCUUACAACCAGUGCCUUUUAUUCUUCCCAGAAGCCCAACUGAACAGGAGGCAGGAGGAAAGCAGGAAAGCCCACCGUUGGAGACUGCAGGCACCCUUCAGGGCUCUGUUCCAGUUUCUCAAGAUGCUUUUGUGCUGCCAUCCCAGCCCGAGUUCUCUCACGACCCCUUUCUCCCCACUCCAAGCCUGGAGGAAGGCUGUAAGACAGGAGCCGAGAAAGGAGGAGGAAGUUCUGCAGAGGCUUCCCUGGCGGAGGCUUCCCGAGAGGACGACUGUGUUUUGGCCCUCUCGGCCAGUCAAGGCAGUCAGGGGACCCCAGCGGAGGAGGGGAAGACCCCUGGCCAUGCUGCUUCGCGUGCGUUGGAGGAGAAGCUUCGCUUGCCUGAGGACUGCAGUGAACAGGAGGCUGAGGAGGAGGCUUCCCUUGGUGACCCUUGCAGUGACCUUGGCCAUGAAGGCAGCGGGCCAAGCAGGGCAUCUUUGCUCCCGGAGACUCCCUGUGAAAAGCCAGAAGAAGUCACGUUGCUGGAUGAAGGACUCUCCCUUCGUCUGACGAUUUCCCAAGCCGUAGAGCAAGCAGAAUGCUCUGCAGUUAGGGAAGCCUUUCCCCCAAACGAUCCACAGGUAACUGGCGAGUCAGGAAAGGUAGAGCAAGGUCCUCUGGAUCAUCCCAGCAAGGCUGGGCUGGAAGCGCAGAGCCUGAGUCGGAGGGUCCAUCCUGGAAUGAUGCUGCAACAGACCGAUUCUGAGCCCCGACCGGAGCAGGGGAGCAGGCAGUCCCAGAGAAGAGCUGGUAGUUUUCCUGGAGAGAUUCUGCAUGCCCAGGUCCCGCCAGAGCCGCCCUUUUGUCUCCUACUGGCGAAAGAGAGAGACGCCCUCACCCCGCCCCUGGUGGGCCAGCACAAGAAAGGCCCCAGGCACAGCACCCCCAUCGUGGUGGGAAGCGAUCCAGAGCACCCUGCGAUUGGCCCAGAGGGCAGAGACGGCGUCUUGGAGGGGGCUGGCUCGGCUGGCAUUGCAGCCAUGGAGGAGAGCCCCCAAGGGAGUUCUGUGGUGGCCUGUGAAGAGGAAGAGGACGGGGGGCUCUCCCUGCGUAGGAGCCUGGUGACCCCCGUGAUGGAAGAGAGUGACGAGCCUCUGCCUUUCAGCCUGGAGAAGCCUGAAGGCAGGGAAAGGACGAACGGGCUGGCCACCGCAACCAGUCCCAGUUCUCAGAAGACGCCGUCGGUGUUCGCUCGAGUCUGUGGCCCCCUCCCUGAAGAAAAGGCUCCGGGCCCAGGACAGCCGUCCCCCCUGUUCAGGGGUGACUUGUUCAAUUUUCCAAGUUCCCAAGAAGAAGAGGAGCCACCACGGACCUGGAAGGAUCAGCAGAAGUGUGUCUCCUUGGGUUGCAGACAAGUCCCAUCUUCUGAGCUGGGGGCUAAAGAGCAAGCAGAAGGCUGUGCUGAAGUGGGAGGAGAGGCCAUGGAGGUGGAGGUUGCCCUGCUGCAGCAAGGGGAGAAGGGGCUUGGGGGCACCCCAGAAGACAAGCCCGUCCCAGAGUCCGGAUCCAGCCAUGGCAAGAGCCCCCAGGUUCCAGGGGAGCGCCAGGGAGGCCCCAUCUCAGCUGCCACGCAGACGGCCUCUGCCGCUCAGGUGGAAGUGGGCACCAGCACCGCCUGCCCUCUGCUCCUCCAGCGCAGCGCCAGCGUGCAAACAGAGCGGGACUUUAUGUGGCGGCCCGGAAGCCCCCCAGAGGCCUCGGCCAGUCAGAAGGAGGAAGAAUUUGAACUGCCCCACCCACCAGCAGGUAGAGUCCUACAGCGCCAUGUGAGAACAAUUCGGGAAGUGCGCACCCUCAUAACACGUGUCAUCACAGAUGUUUACUACAAAGAUGGCAGCGAAGUGGAACGACAGGUGGUUGAGGAGCGAGAAGAGCCCCACGUGGAUUGCUACGAGUGCGAGGUGGACGUCUCUCCUUCCCGGACGGGGGACUUUUCUCCGACCUCCGGAGACCUUGGAGACCUCAGCUCCUUCUCCUCCAAGGCGUCGGGACCUCAUCAGACGUCCAGUGGAGGAAGCAGUGCUCCGUCCGCCACUCGCAGCCGCCUAAACUCUGCAGGCCCACGAAGAGGCUUUCAAGACUCGGCCUUGUCCACGGCCAGGAAGCCAAGCCCAAAGAAAGGGACCGGCUUCUGCCCAGCCCAUCGUGACCACGGCAAGGCCGCCGUGGGGGACGAGGCGGGAGACCCUGGCCCCAGCAACCAGCAGUGCAGGGGCGCACCUCUCACCCCCCGUGGGCGAGGGCGAAGGGGCCGCCCCGCUUCCCGAUCCACCGGAGCAAGGGGCUCCAUGCAGGCCGAGGCAGAUCUUUCAGCCGGCGCCUCUUUGGAUGGGCAGCCCAGCCUGGGUCCACAUCUGGAGGGACGGGAGCAAGCAGAGACCCCUCGGUGCCGCAGCGGCUCCCCUGAAAUCCCUCUGCAGGAGCAGUCAAGCGCCUCUGACGAUCCCAGGCCCCCUCCCCCUGGGAGUUGCCUGGUGGGCCUCCGGGUGGUAGCCAAGUGGUCAUCCAAUGGCUACUUCUACUCUGGGACCAUCACGCAGGAUGUGGGCGGGGCCAAAUACAGGCUGCUCUUUGACGAUGGCUAUGAGUGCGACGUUCUGGCCCGAGACGUCCUCCUGUGCGACCCCCUCCCUCUGGAAACGGAGGUGACGGCGCUCUCCGAGGAUGAAUACUUCAGUGCAGGUGUGGUCAAGGGCCAUCGGAAGGAGGCGGGGGAGCUGUUCUAUUGCGUCGAGAAGGACGGACAGCAGAAGUGGUACCGGCGGACGGCGGUUAUCCUGUCCUUGGAGCAAGGGAACAGGCUCCGGGAGCAGUUUGGACUCGGCCCGUGUCAGCCGGCCACUCCUCUGACCAGGGCAGCCGAUAUCAGCCUAGAUAACCUGGUGGAGGGAAAGCGGAAAAGACGCAGCCUUGCUCCACCCAGCCCCUCCAGUGGCAGCACCACGCCUGUCCGCAAGAGCCCGGAGCCCCUUUCCGGCAAAAGGAAACUGGCCGCUGUCUCCGAAGAGGAGCAGUCCCCAGCCAAGCGGGGGCGGCACCUGGCCCUGUCGAAAACAGGAGCUGCACAUGCCAGGGAGAUGGCAAGCCCGUCAGGUGAUCACUUGGCACCUGAUCACCGAUGGGGCCCUUUGCCCCAGAACAAAACCCUUUUUUUGGGCUACGCCUUUCUUCUCUCCAUGGCAAAUGCAACAGAGAAGCUUUCUAGUCAUCCAAAGACUGCAGUGAGCAGCGAAGAAGAAGAAGAAGAAGAAGAAGAAUUAGUGGAGAGAGUACCUUACAACAAACCCUACACUGAGCUACAACUCCAAGCAGGAGGCGGUUUCAUCCUAGAAGACUUCAAUGAAAGCCAGUGCAGCGCAGCCUACGAGUGCCUCCUGAUAGCAGACCAGCACUGCCGCACCCGGAAGUACUUCCUGUGCCUUGCCCGGGGAAUCCCCUGUGUCUCCCACAUGUGGGUCCAUGACAGCUGCCUGGCCAAUCAGACUCAGAACUACAAGAACUACUUGUUGCCAGCUGGCUACAGCCUGGAGGAAGAGCGGUUGCUGGAGUGGCAUCCACGGAAAAAUCCCUUCCAGAGGCUGAGGGUGCUCCUGGUGUCUGACGAACCACAGAACUUCCUGGAACUCUGGUCAGAGAUCCUGAUGAUGGGAGGAGCCGCUUCAGUUAAGCAGCAGGAAUCCUCCACGUGGAAGAAAGAUGUGAGUUUGGGUGUGUUUGAUGUGGUGGUGACAGAUGCUUCCUGCCCAGCUGCCAUGGUGCCCUGUGCCAAAGCAUUACAGCUGCCAGUAGUAACCCAGGAGUGGGUGAUCCAGAGCCUCAUUGCCGGAGAGUGUGCUGGUUUUAAAUAUCCGAAGUAUCAACAUGAUUACGUCCCCUGUUAAAGCUCCCAUUUUGCUUUGUGGCAUUUUCAUUCUCUAGAUUUUAAACUUUUUUGUGGUGUUUGACUUAUGCAUGGUGUGCUUGUAUAUAGUUUUAAUGUGAACUUUUAUGAUAAAAUAAAUGGUGAUUUCUUAUCUUGGUCAUUAUUAUACUAUUACUUGCACCGUGGAAGGAUUUAUCAGUAAUUGCUGCCAGCCUGCCAUACUGGCCAAGGAAUUCUGGGAGUUAAGUCCACAAGUCUUAAAGUUGCCAAGUUUGGAGACCCCUGGUAUGAAUUAUAGAAUUUGUUUUCACAAUGCAAGAAGCUAUGUUGUGUGAACACAGAGAAAUUUAGUGCAGGUGCUCAUGGUACACAACACAAGGCUGGGAAUUCCAAACUUAGGCCCCCUCCCUCCCUUUUUGCAGCAGAAAGUUUCUUGCAACAAAAGUUUCAGAUGAACCUGCUGAAUCCCAGGUGUGCAAGAGGAAGUUCGUUAAAAGCAGUACAAACCAGUCUCAAUGAAUAUACUUAGAAAAGCUGAUUUGAAGAGCUGCAAACACAAGGAGGGAGCAUGUUAAGGUGGAAUAGCUACCAAAAGUUUGGUUUGCUUUCUAGAAUUUGUGAAGCCAGAACAAUUAAAAGUGCUUCUCCUGGGAUAUUUUCCAUGCAAAGUUACGGGGUGAAUGUAGGUUAGAAAAUCAGGCUGGGAGAAGAGA